AUCAUCAACAACAAUUGUAAAUCAACAACAACAACAACAAAAAUCUGGCAGUAUGAAACGUAAUAAUAAUCAAACGAUGAACAUUACCAAAGAAAUUGAAGAACAUGUUGCAAACAUAAUUGGUCCAAACAUUAAAUUAACCCAUAAAGCAAUGCUCAAAUUGGAAUUGAAGACAGAUAAAUUUGAAAAUCGUUUAUUAAUAUUUACACAAUAUCGACUGUAUUUAUUCACAGUGAAAGGUGGAACACCAAAAUUGGAACAUUCAUAUAAUUUGAUUGAUCUGAAUCUAAUUGAAUCACGACAACCAGAUCGUUUAACAUUGGGUUUUCGUUCGAAUGAUCCAAAGCAUCCAUAUUGCUUCCAAUCAUGUGAUCCAAAUCAAGAAGAAGUCAAUCUAAUCAUUUGUCAUUUGAUUAGUUCAUUGAAACAAUUGUUUCCAUACAUUCCAUUCGAAUCGUUUAUACGACGAUUUUUUGUUGAACCACGUCAACGUUUGGAUAAUAUUUAUCAAUAUGUGCAUUUGGUGGAAGAGAAACUACGUUUCCGUUCACAUGAUCAUCCAUGCGGUGGUUUCUCCAAUCAAUAUGCUUGUUUUUGUGAUUAUUAUGGUGUGCCAUAUAGAGAAGAAGUUGCCUGGGAUAUUGAUACAAUAUAUGCUGCUCAUAAUAAUACUGAGCUAUCCAUAUUGGAUUUCGAACAUCUUGAUUUGAAAGAUCUUCAACCACUUAUUGCUGCAUUAACCUAUAAUGGAUAUUUUACCAAAUUUCGUGUUUCAAAUGUUAAAAUUGUUAAUAAUAGCCAAUCGGGUAGUGAUCAAAUAUGUGAAUUAAUUGUCAAUCUUGUUCGUCGAUCAACUAGACUAGAAGAACUAUAUUUAGAUAAUACUGGUAUUCGAGCAGAUUUUGUUAAUAAAUUAUUUCAGGCAAUGUUAUUGAAUAAUCAAACAUCGAUACAGAUUAUUGAUUUAUCCAACAAUUCCAUUGAAGAUAAAGGAUUGAAAAAUAUGACAUCAUUUGUAGCCAAAUCAUUCCAUAUGGCCAAUUCUAUAAUGAAUAAUUCAUCCGAAGAUCUCAGUUCAUCAUUAUCAUUGAAUUUUUCUACAUGUUCAAAUCAAAUUAGUCAACCACAAUUGAAUAAUAACAAUAAUACGAAUACGAUAACAUCGUCAGCAAAAUUAAUGUACAAAGGUCUUGUACAUUUAAAUCUUUCACAUUGUGGUAUUACAUCCAAAGGUAUUUCUGAACUAUCCGAAUCACUUUAUUUAAAUAAAUCAAUGUUUUCGACAUUAACUUAUCUUAAUUUGAGUGAUAACUAUUUUAAAGAUGAUUUAUCCAAACUUUAUAAUUUUCUGGCUCAACCAAACAAUAUUGCCCAUCUUGAUCUGUCCGGAACCGAUUGCAAUCUUGAUAGUGUUUUUGGUGCACUCCUACAUGGAUGUACCAAUAAUCUAGUUCAUCUGAAUUUAUCACGAAAUCAGUUUAGUGGAAAAAAAUCCAGUCAUAAAGAUUUGAUAGUGCCUGUUUCGAUCAAAAAAUUUUUCUCUACUGCAAUAUUUUUACGUACAUUGAAUUUGUCGCAUAAUAGAUUGCCAACUGAAGCGCUCAAAGCCAUAUUACUUGGUUUAGCAUGCAAUGAAUCCGCUGCUGAUCUUCGAAUUAAUCUUUCAUCAAAUGAAUUUAAAUCGAAUGGUGCUGCUGUACUUGAACUUUGUCUUGCAGAUAUUCGAUGUGUGUCCGGUUUGGAUCUCAGUGACAAUGGAUUGGAUAUGGAUCUUAUUCAAGUGGUUGGUGCCAUUGGUAAAAACAAAUCAAUCAAAUAUCUAUCGAUUGGUCGCAAUUUCAACAAUAUUAAAGCCAAACAUUUGCCAAAAGUUUUAGAUGCAUUCGUCACAUUACUACAAGAUCCGGAUUGUUCCAUUGAAUCACUAUCAUUGAUUGAUUCAAAAUUACGUUCUGAUGCUUCAAUCAUUUUGAAUGCACUUGGUUCGAAUCAAUCAUUGAUCAAUAUUGAUAUUUCAGGAAAUUUAAUUGGAUUAGUUGGUGCAAAAACAAUGGCCAAAGCACUUCAAGUGAACAAUCAUCUUGAAACAAUUUAUUUGGAUCGUAAUCUAACGCCUACAUCUGGAUUUAUUGACAUAGCUUAUGCUCUUGAACGUAACUAUACAUUGAAAUAUCUUCCAAUACCAAUACAAGAUGUACAAGCUGCAAUGAUGAAAAUGCCAGAACGUACUGAAGCGGCUGUGAAUAAAAUUCAGGAAUUUAUACGUCGUAAUAAUCUACCACAAACGGCCGCUUUACGUAACAUGCGGCUACAUAAUCUACAAAAUUCACAUUUCACCGUUGACAAUAAUUUAUUUACAACAAUCGAAAAAAUUGCCAUACAAUUGCAAAAUCUAUUACGCGAAAAGGCAUCAUCAUCAUCAUUACAGCAACAAAAUCGUAUGCCGUCAUUGGAUUCGAUUGACAUUAGUUCCCAUUCGAAUCUGGAUAAAACAAUUAUGGCCGAUUGUAAUUUUUCCACUUCGAAUGAUUAUGUUGGCAGAAUUGAAAAUCUAUUACAUGAUGUACGUAAUAUGCGAUCACUUUAUAGUAAAGUACAAGAAGUUUAUUCAAAUACAACGCAAACAAUGAAUGGAUUGUCAUCAUUACAAGAUAGUUAUGGACGAAGAUUUUCAUCGAUUUCAGUUUCACGUCCAAUUGAAGCAACUAUUUUGGAAUUUUCACGUGAACUAAAACGUUCAUUUGAAGGUCAAGUUUCAUCAGUUUCAGAAUUAAUCAUUCAAUGUAUCAAAGAUGAAUUUCCAAGCGUAUUUUUUCAUAGUCAACAUCUUGAAGGUGAUCUUCGUGAAUUGUAUAAAAAUUCAAUUAUCAGCAUCAAUUCUGCUCAAACGUCAUUAAUACCAUCGAUGGAAUAUUUUCAAUUGUGCCUUACCGAAGCAGCCGGUACACAAUGGUCCAUAAAAUUGGAACAGAUUCUCAAUACAAUAGCUAGUCAAAUUUGUAAUAAAGUUUUGAUCGAAAUGAAUCGGUGUUUAUUGAAUACUCAGAAAAUGAUUGAUGGCUGUGAUUUAAAAUCGACGACUACCAUCAGCAACAAUAAUCGUCAUAUUCAUUCUAAUGGAAAUAGUAAUGGUGUUGGUGGUCCAUCAAUUCGAAGUGUUACACCAUCAGAUCUUCGAAGCCAAACAUGGAUUGAAUCAUAUUGUAGCUCACAAGAUUCAAAUGAUUUAUUGAGCUUAUCGAAACAGGAUCCAAAAAUGCUUGAAUCAGAUGGUGGUGAUAAUGCAAUUUGGCUAGCUUGGCUUAAUCUUGCAACACCUAAACUUGGUAAUAAAAAGGCAAAUGUUUAUAUAAGAAAAUUACGGCCACAAUCCGUUCUGGAUGGUGAUAUUGUUCCGAAUGAAGAUUUUUCCGAUCUACUUAAUCGUAAUGAACAAUCAUCAAAUGAUACUAGUCUAAAUAGCACUGAUAUGUUACAAACAAAACCAAAUCUUCAUCUGACUAAAAUGCGUCCAAGGAAUCGUAAAACACGUGCACCAACAAGAGUUGCAAUUGUUGAUUCAAAAACAAUCAACAACAAAGAACAGCAACCUGUUAAUAAUAUUCCUACCACUUCAAAACUAGAUGAAGGAUUGGAAUUUUUUCCAUCAAUAUCAUUGAUGAAUAAUUCAUCAUCGAAUGCUUCAAUCGAAGAUAUGGAUCAAUUACUUCAACAAAACUAUCAACAACAACAACAACAACCAAAUAAACCUCAACCACAACCUCGAAAAAUUUUACGAAAACUAGGUUUUAAAUCUCAAAGUGAACAACAACAAUCAACCAACAUGGUUAUGGAACAACAAUAUCCAAUUAAAAUGCAAUCAUUAGAUAAACCAAUAACAGCAAAACAGAAUGAAGAAUUGAUUCGUUCGAAUUCACCGAUCAUUUUUGGUGCCAGACGAUCAGCUGGUGGUGGUGAACAUGUUUCCAUUUGUAGUGAUUCAAAUGAUUUACAUGGUAGCCGUGUUCAUAGUCCAUUACCACCAAAUGGUGUUGGUGACAUACAACAACAUAAUGAAUUAUUGGCCGAAAUGAAAGCAAUUCAAGAGAAACGUUCAUAUAAUUCUACACCUGUAUCAAAUGAACAACUAACAUUUGCAUCGACAUUGGAGAAUAAAUCUAGCCUAGAAAAUAUUGAUGAUAAUAACACAAAACAACCAAUUAUACAUCAACAUCAACAAAGUUUAGACACUGACAAUAAUGGUAGUUCAUCAAUAUCGGUUGCUAAACGUGCAACAAUGUUUGGUGAUCUUCAUAAAUCACCAUCCAAACAUUCAAUAACAAGUCCAACGGAUGAUCAUAAUAAUGAAAUUAUCAGCUCAAAAGAAAAUCAAUCACAAAAUAUCAGCAAUAAUAAUAAUAAUAAUAAAAGUGUAACAUCAACACCAUCAUCAUCAAAGCAACGACCUAAAUCAAUGGUUGGAAUGUUGGGUGCAAAAUUUGAAUUAUCAUUAAUGAAUUCUAAUGCUAAUAAAUGAUUUUUUAUGCUUUAAUUCCAAACAAACAAACAAACAAACAUGCUUGACACAUAUAAUCAGAUUAAAUAAAAAAUUUAAAAUAUUUAAA
Molecule: messenger RNA, 4604 nt
Organism: Dermatophagoides farinae (American house dust mite)
Lineage: Eukaryota; Metazoa; Arthropoda; Arachnida; Sarcoptiformes; Pyroglyphidae
Gene: LRR
Product: capping protein regulator and myosin 1 linker 1 leucine rich repeat protein
Biological process (GO): regulation of Arp2/3 complex-mediated actin nucleation; cell migration
Cellular component (GO): plasma membrane; lamellipodium
Molecular function (GO): protein binding
Source: RefSeq, a predicted model, not a curated record